AUGGCGAAGUUCAACGUAGUGCAGAAGAGAAGAAGAGCACAAAUAGCAGAGACCAAGAGGGCAAUACACGGAGACGCAUUAACUAAAAAGCUUAAGAACAGAACCCAGCCCGUCUCUAUCUCUGGGAAGCGCAAGCGCAAGCUCUUGAAAAAAUGGCGCAGAGAGCAGAAGGAGGCUGUAGACACGGGUUUGGUCACUAUGCAAGACGUCGAGAUGGCUUUUGCUCCAGGAGAGGGCACGUCCAAAGAUGCCAAAAGAACUCCAGUAAAAUUUCACAUGAAGAAGGGCACGAAGCUUAAGCAAUUGAAGCGCAAAGGUAGGAAAAAAACAAAGGCUAAGCCAGCUCCUGAAGAUUCAGUGAGUGCCAUGGUAGAAUGA
Messenger RNA from Dovyalis caffra, 378 nucleotides. Lineage: Eukaryota; Viridiplantae; Streptophyta; Magnoliopsida; Malpighiales; Salicaceae. The record is from the annotation of a GenBank genome assembly.